AUGUCGACGAAUACCACAGAUGUGCAACCAAAGCAAGCAAAGAAGGAUUUACGACGGAGUGUGAAAACUCAACUGGCUGAACUCAGUGAAGACGAGGUAGCGAAGCAGUCACGCAUUGCUCAGGAUUCGGUACUCUCGUUGCCGCAGUAUAGAAACGCGAGACGGAUCAGCGUCUACCUCUCGAUGCCGAGCGGUGAGGCUCGUACAGAUAUGGUUUUCCGGAAUGCUCUAAGCAGUGGCAAGCAAGUAUUUGUGCCUUACCUCCAGUCCGUGCCAAAGCCGGAGACGAAGUCAGGAAAGGGCAAGGUCAUGCAGAUGCUUCGGCUAAGCUCUAUUAGAGAGUACGAAGGUCUCGAGCGAGAUGCUUGGGGCAUCCCUUCCCUUUCUCCUGACACUGUUGAGGAGCGGGAGAAUGCUUUGGGCGGUUAUGGCGUCUCUGGGAAUGUUGCUAAUUGUGCUGACGGCGGGCUCGACCUUGUCGUGGUUCCUGGCGUGGCUUUCGAUGAGGACAUGAGUAGGCUCGGUCACGGCGCCGGCUUCUAUGAUGGCUUCUUAAGCAGACUCUGUGGAAAUGGCCGCCGUAGCAAGCCGUUUCUCGUAGGCUUGUGUCUCGCCGAGCAGAUCCAGCCAAACGGCCGGAUUGUGAUGGAGGAGUGGGAUUGGAGCGUCGACGCUGUAGCUGUCGGAGACGGCCGACUUCUGACUUCAAAGGGAGUUUGA
Baudoinia panamericana UAMH 10762 is the source of this 720-nucleotide messenger RNA. RefSeq lists its product as uncharacterized. Gene Ontology annotation, biological process: tetrahydrofolate interconversion; folic acid-containing compound biosynthetic process. The transcript has a single exon. The coding region runs from base 1 to 720 and encodes 239 amino acids. Lineage: Eukaryota; Fungi; Ascomycota; Dothideomycetes; Mycosphaerellales; Teratosphaeriaceae. The record is from RefSeq and is a predicted model, not a curated record. Gene Ontology annotation, molecular function: 5-formyltetrahydrofolate cyclo-ligase activity. Gene Ontology annotation, cellular component: mitochondrion.